UGCAUACUUGUUUGAAACUGGGCUUAGCCUGGAUAGAAAACACGUAUAGACCCCCCUAUACAUGUAGGCAACUCCACGUACCUGGGGAUUUGCUUUGUACAAUCAGGUCUAUACUUCCUAAGGAAUACAUCUGCAAAAGCAAAGACAGACGGGUGUAUCAAUAUUUUUGCACCGCGACGACUUUGGAGCCCAUACUUAAACCUUCACAACAAAAAUUUAUCCAGACAAGCCGAACUCAGUCGCUCGUAAAUACCGAAACUCCUCUAAUAUUAAAAGUUUCAUCUUAAAAACUGCUCUACUACCUACCGUACGACUCUAUACGACGGGUACCAUCUCAAUACUAUUGCGACCAUACACUAUGGCCUCUGAAGCAGACGUCCUUUCCGCUCUCGCCGCCUACCGCGAGCAUAUUGGCCGGGCCAAUCACCGCGCCAUGUCCGUACUUAUUCCACGGGCUGAGUCUGUCAGCGCAGACGAUCCGGACCUCUUCGAAUCUCCCGAGAAGGAAGAAGAGACCCGUCUGGAUUAUGUACUUCGCUUGGUCGGAGCACCUGAAGAAAAUGCUCAGCCGCCUAUUGAGCGCCCUUCUGAUGCCCUCAAGUACUGGGACGUUCUCGCGCCUCAGCUAGCCCUCGACGGUGCCUCCAGACAUUCCGAUCCGGAAUGGCGGGCAGCGAAGCGCGAGGUCUAUACGUCGGCUAUCCUCCAGGGCCUUUCGCGUUUCGAAUGUCCACCGGAGCAGGGCCCCGGCUGGCGCAUGCUCCGUGACACUACCGAGCAAUUGAUCUUUUGGAAGGGUCAGGGGGUCGAUAGAAACCUCGCAAGCGCGGAUUCUCUAGCAGAGAGAACCCAAAACAGGCGCAGGUCGGGACGGUACAUCCUCGAGCAAACAUAUGGACAUAAGCAAAAGUAUGAUGUUGCCGCCGGCUUCAUGUGUGGUAGCGGAAACGAGUCAACUUCUUACAUAGUGUAUAGCCGACCUAAGGGGGAUGCGAAUCAAGCUUGGUCAUGGCGCUAUGUAGCUUUUUUAGGUCAAUUUGGGAUAGGGGUUUUUAACGAUGUUAUUGCCCUCCUAGACUGGUACCAGAAAUAUGGCGAGCCGGAUGAGCGGGACUUCACAGCUGAUGCAGAGGUAUUCGCACCCUAA
Annulohypoxylon truncatum is the source of this 1147-nucleotide messenger RNA. RefSeq lists its product as uncharacterized. The coding region runs from base 359 to 1147 and encodes 262 amino acids. The transcript has 2 exons. The record is from RefSeq and is a predicted model, not a curated record. Lineage: Eukaryota; Fungi; Ascomycota; Sordariomycetes; Xylariales; Hypoxylaceae.